GCCGGCGGCGGCGAAAUGCGCCAACGGCGCUCAGGCGUCCGCCGCCUACAAAAGGACACGGCGACCGAAUCGGUAGCUCAGUCGCCGAGAGAGCCGUCCGAGACCCUGCCUGGUGCGCCGCACACAGACACGCAGACAGAGACACGCACACCCGCCGCGGACCAGCGACACUCGGGAGCUGCUGAACAAGAGGAGAGAGUCCGCUCGCUCUGGAGGGACGCGGAUAACAUGAGAGUUAGCGUAUUCGUGAGCGUGGCCCUCGUAGCGGUUCUCCUGGCCGAAGGCACGAGCUCCGGAAGCUGUGAACAUUUCGCAAAGCCACGCACAAAGCCUAGGGAGAUCCGGGGCUUCCAGCCGGAGUACAUUUCUACGGCCUAUGGUUUUGGAAAGCGCGAAAUUGCCAAGCAGGACAAAUACGAGAAGAUCAUGCUGCUCCUGCUGCAGAACUCACCUCAAAGCAUUCCAGCCAGUUGGUUCCUGCACGAGAUGAGGCAGAAUCCCGAGCUGGCCAAGCGAAUAGUCAGGAAAAUCGUCGACGGCGGCGAGGAGGACAACCCCGGCAAGCUCUCGACGGCGGAGCUCUUCAAGUCCGAGCGGAAGAUCUCAUUUUUUUAGAGCCGGCAGGAUAAUAAGCAAACAGCCCCUCAGAAUCGCUGUCCCUUCCUCACUUGCUCUUCUCUCUCCCUCUCUAUUUCCUUAUACCUAUGUACACUUAAAAUCUUCAUCAGCAGCGGCUCUUCGUCCUCCCCUGCCCCUGCGCGAAACAUUGUACGCCGGCUUAUAUACGCGACUGUGUAACGUGUCUCAUCUUCGAGAGCAAACACGGACUGAAAUUCCGAGCGACGGAUUCCUCUCGCUUUCAGUCUCUAUAUUUUAAAGCAUCUCUUCAGUCGAUUGGAAAUUGCUGGAUCUGGAAGAAGGAGGAGGCAAAGAUACGCCCACGCCAGUACUUAAACUCUGUUUUUCGAGGACUUUACGUUGACCAUUCGUUCUUGUACUGCGUAAAUCACUAUUACUGUACCUAUGCGUUGUACGGGCCGGCCAGAGUGGAAUUCUACGUGGAGAAGUCAUUUUUCUUUAUCGUCUUUUGAGCAGUGAGUUAUGCGCGGCAAGAUAAUAGAAACUCGUAAAUAGCCCUUCGUCUUGGAAUGUAAUAUACUAUUACGUUGAUCAUGCUGCAGACGUAAAGUUCUACGGAGUAUGCGGAAAAAAUCGCGCCAUUUAAAAAGUACUAGUUUAAUAAACUUCUUUAUUAUUUUUUGCCCUUCUCUUUUUCAAUGCGAAUGAAUGUUCAUUUUGUCAACAGAGAUGGUAUAUAAUAAAAUUGUUAUGAUCUUA
Nasonia vitripennis (jewel wasp) is the source of this 1338-nucleotide messenger RNA. RefSeq names its product allatotropins. The record is from RefSeq and is a predicted model, not a curated record. The transcript is spliced from 3 exons. NCBI's taxonomy places the organism in Eukaryota, Metazoa, Arthropoda, Insecta, Hymenoptera, Pteromalidae. Bases 16 to 615 code for a protein of 199 amino acids.